Messenger RNA from Carassius gibelio (silver crucian carp), 3272 nucleotides. RefSeq names its product Yes-related kinase (gene yrk). The record is from RefSeq and is a predicted model, not a curated record. Gene Ontology annotation, molecular function: ATP binding; signaling receptor binding; non-membrane spanning protein tyrosine kinase activity. Gene Ontology annotation, biological process: innate immune response; protein phosphorylation; cell differentiation. Lineage: Eukaryota; Metazoa; Chordata; Actinopteri; Cypriniformes; Cyprinidae. The transcript has 14 exons. Gene Ontology annotation, cellular component: extrinsic component of cytoplasmic side of plasma membrane. The coding region runs from base 276 to 2015 and encodes 579 amino acids.
AGGAGGAGGAGCGCUUCGCCUGGCGCAGAGUGCGCGCGGAAUUCAGCCCUUCCGGACACCACGGCGCGCGACUCGAGCGAGCGCAUCGGCGGCCGGCUGAGCGCCGCACGGACACUUGCGUCUGUCUGUCGUUCAUAUCAAUUCUCACUGUCCUGCCUGAUCCACCUCUGCCACUGUUAGAAAUUCAUAAAGGAAGAUGGUGUGUAUGGAAAGCUGAUGUGAGGAUCUGAACCUCUGUUUCCAGGGUGAUGAGCGGUGUGCUUUAAUUGAAUAUUAUGGGCUGUAUUUGCUGUAAGCAGAGGAAGGCCAGUAAAGCUGUGUCAAAUUCCAACUCGUGUGACACAGGCUUUGGGACCCAGGCAUCAGAACCCUCCCGUUACAUCGUCGAUCCCACUUUUAGCACUGGGUUGAUCCCAAACUUUAAUGAUUUUCCAAACUCUGUUCCCUCAUCCACUCUCAACCCGUCCCGCCCAGCCCUCAUCACAGGGGGUGGUGUAACGCUCUUUAUAGCCCUUUAUGACUAUGAUGCCCGUACAGAGGAUGACCUGAGCUUCCAGAAAGGAGAAAAGUUCCAUAUUAUCAACAAUACCGAGGGUGACUGGUGGGAGGCUCGUUCUCUGGACACAGGGAAGUCUGGGUACAUUCCUAGUAACUAUGUGGCCCCUGUGGACUCCAUACAAGCUGAGGAGUGGUAUUUUGGGAAGAUGGGCCGGAAGGAUGCAGAACGACAGUUGUUAGCGGAGAACAAUCCUAGAGGGACAUUCUUAAUACGAGAGAGCGAGACAACAAUAGGAGCAUACUCUUUGUCUAUCAGAGACUGGGAUGAUGCAAAGGGCGAUCAUGUCAAGCACUAUAAAAUUAGGAAGCUGGACAAUGGUGGUUAUUACAUCACAACAAGGACACAGUUUGAUACCGUCCAGGAGCUGGUGGUGCAUUAUACAGAGCGUGCAGCAGGGCUGUGCUGCCGUUUGAUUGGCAGCUGUAGGCGGGGCAUGCCUAAGCUGGCUGACCUGUCAGUGAAGACUAAGGAUGUCUGGGAGAUUCCUAGGGAGUCACUUCAGCUCAUUAAAAAACUGGGCAAUGGGCAGUUUGGUGAAGUGUGGAUGGGUAGUAAUGAUGGUUUAUGUUGCUACUUGACUAAAGCCUGUCCAAAUGCCACGCCCCAAACAAUGGGUUUAGGACGGGAUGCCUGGGAGAUCGCCCGGGAUACAUUGAAGCUCAACAGGAAGUUGGGUCAGGGUUGUUUUGGCGACGUCUGGAUGGGCAUGUGGAAUGGCACAACUAAAGUUGCAGUGAAGACCCUGAAGCCAGGUACCAUGUCUCCAGAGGCCUUCCUGGAUGAGGCCCAGAUCAUGAAGAGGCUCCGUCAUGAUAAACUGGUACAGCUGUAUGCCGUGGUGUCUGAGGAGCCCAUCUACAUCAUCACUGAGUUCAUGACUCAAGGAAGCUUGUUGGACUUCUUGAAAGAUGGAGAUGGCAGAAAUCUAAAAUUGCCUCAACUUGUGGAUAUGGCAGCCCAGAUUGCUGCAGGCAUGGCCUAUAUUGAACGGAUGAACUACAUCCACAGAGACCUGCGAGCUGCCAAUAUCCUGGUCGGAGACGGUCUGGUCUGUAAGAUUGCAGACUUUGGGCUGGCCAGACUCAUCGAGGACAAUGAGUACACAGCUAGACAAGGAGCAAAGUUUCCGAUAAAGUGGACUGCCCCAGAGGCUGCUCUUUAUGGUAAAUUUACCAUCAAAUCCGAUGUGUGGUCUUUUGGGAUCCUGUUGACUGAGCUCAUCACCAAGGGCCGAGUCCCUUACCCAGGGAUGAACAACAGAGAGGUUCUGGAGCAGGUGGAGCGUGGAUAUCGAAUGCCGGUUCCGCAGGGCUGUCCAGCAUCCCUGCAUGAGUUGAUGCUGCAGUGCUGGCGGAAGGAUCCUGACGAGAGGCACACCUUUGAGUACCUCCAGGGCUUCCUGGAGGACUACUUUACUGCUACUGAACCCCAAUACCAGCCUGGAGAAAACCUGUGAUAGAUGCAUAUACACUUAAGGGCAUUAGCUCAAUAUAUCCUUCAGGAAAGAUGCAAUUGCCUUCACUUUCUAUCACAAUACCUUCAUAAACUGAUGGCCCUGCCAUCACAAGCUCCAAAUGAGCAUGCUUUAGUGCAAUUCCUCAUUCUGUGCUUUAACUUGAGAGCUUCAAACUAAAAAAAACUUUCCAAGAUACUGCUCUCAAACUGCAAGAUUGGGUCACUUAAGUCUGAACUAAUCCAGUGAUCAAUGUUAAUAUUGGUUCUUUUAACUUAAAAUACAACAGCACAUAUUAAUUCAGCAUAUUAAUACUUCAUCUCUCCGUUGAGCAGUAGCAAUUAGUUACCUGUUCGAUCAUAUUCAUAUAUCCACCACUGUAUUUGUAUGUUCUGUCACUUGUAGACUAUUCAAGUCAUUUCUAAUGGGUGUCUAAUGAAGUUAUUCUAGCAAAGAGAACAUUUUGCUCUGAUAUACAGGUGGAACAGAAAAUCUCUACAAGACAUUCAACAAUGACCUGGAUAACUGAGAUUUUUUCUUUUAAGUUGUUGUAUGUUUUCUGAUUAAUGUGAUAUACAGGCCGAAACUCCAAUCACAGAGAAAGCUCAUCCAGCUCAAAAGCAAGGCUACACGAACCCUUUUUUAACAUGUGAUUCAGCUUCUGAAUGUGUAUAUUUGAAUGUAACAAUUCAGUAUUUCUUUUUUUUGUCUGGCAAAAGUAAAUUGAAUGCCAAAAAUGAAGUCUUGAAAUAUCAGUGUAUGCAUCUCAAUGCACAGCUGCACAGGAUGUGCCUUUAAAUGUGUUUAUCGUCUUACAUUUGUUUCUCUAGGCCCUGUUCUCUUAGCUAGUCGUGUUAUUGUUUUACAAUAAUACUUUUUUGUUUAACUUUUAAGUUUUACUUUGAAGCUAACAAUCUUGUAUUAUCAUAUUGGAGAGAAAUUAUGUUGUAUAAUAGUGGGCUUUAUUGUGGUUUUAAAGACAGGGUAUUGACAUUCAGAAAAGAAAAUCAUUCAGAGCUGUCUUUUAAAAUGAGAAGAAAAACUUUUUUUUAUUAUGAUUAUUAUUUUGAUUCAUGCAUUUUACACUGUAUUUUACAUUUGACAUUAUAUCUCAAUGAUUUGGAUUAUAAUUUAAAUCUGUAUCUUUAUUCAGGGCUAGUGAUAUUCUACAGGGAUAGACUGUAACGCUGAACUGAAGAAUGUGUAUUACAGUUAUGUAAUGUUUGUGCCAUUUUAUUAUACUGAGCUUACUGAACUGAA